Messenger RNA from Lathyrus sativus (Indian pea), 3207 nucleotides. NCBI's taxonomy places the organism in Eukaryota, Viridiplantae, Streptophyta, Magnoliopsida, Fabales, Fabaceae. The record is from the annotation of a GenBank genome assembly.
AUGAUAUAUGAUAAUCACAUUGACAAUUACAAAGGCCAUACAAAUGGUAGAAUUUGGAUUCAGUGGGACAGUAACAGAGUGAAUGUGAAGUUCUUGCGUAGUAGCAACCAAUAUAUCCAUUGUGGCAUCUAUGAUAUUUGUGGCAAUUUCAAGCACUGGCUAACUGUUGUUUAUGCUCACAAUCAACUAAACCAAAGGAAAACCUUGUGGACAGAUAUAGAACACAUAUAUGGUAACAUCCAAGGGCCUUGGUGUGUUAUUGGAGAUUACAACAAUGUAACUAAAUCCCAUGAAAGAAUAGGAGGAAAUCUAGUGACUGAAAGAGAAUAUGUAGACCUGACAACAAUGAUGGAACAUACAGGUUUAAGUGAAAUGGAUAGCAUUGGAGAUCAUUUGACAUGGUCCAAUAAGCAAACAACUGGUCCCAUCUACUCAAGAAUUGAUAGAGUUUUAGGCAAUACUGAUUGGUUCCUCACCAACAUGGAGACUACUCUAAAAUUCCUCCCACCUAAUAUCUCUGAUCAUGCCAUGCUUUAUCUGGUAUAUAAUCAAGAACAUAGGAAACCCCCCAGACAGUUUAAAUUUAGCAACUGCAUUAUAGAGCUUCCAGGUUAUGAUACUUUGGUAAAGAAGAAUUCGGAUGGCCAUAUUAGAGGUAGUCCAAUGUUUGUUCUUUGGCACAAACUCAAGAGAUUGAAGCAUGGUUUAAAGCAAUUCAGCAAACCUCUAUCUGAUAUUAAAACCAAACUGAUAUCUGCUAGAAAUAUCCUAGAAGAAACACAAGAACAACUGAGGAAUGACAGAAUGAACACCAACUUAAUUGGGAAAGCAAAAGACCUGGCUGAAGCAGUGAUAUCCCUGAAUGAAAUGGAAUGGAAGAUUCUACACCAAAGAGCUAAAAUUGACUGGAUUAGGAAGGGAGAUGUCAACAAUCAGUAUUUUUAUGCUGCUAUCAAAAGCAGACAUUACUCCAACUGCCUUAGCAACCUGAAGAAAAGUGAUGGCAGCCAGAUAACAAUCAAACCAGACAUUGAAGAUGAAGUGAUUAAAUUCUACAGCAACCUAAUGGGCAAAGAUGCUGAGACCAUUAAUCAUAUCGACAUAAAGGCUAUGAGGAUGGGAAAACAACUUGACAUAAACCAAAGGGAGUACCUUACCAUACCCAUAUCAGAAAAUGACAUUACCAAAGCCCUUAAAGGAAUUGGAGACCUCAAAGCACCUGGGCUGGGUGGUUAUGGAGCCAAAAUUUUCAAAGCCAGUUGGUCAAUUAUAAAAGCUGAUGUGAUAGCAACUGUUAAGGAAUACUUUGAAACAGGUAAACUAUACAAAGCUUUCAACGUUACCGUAGUAUCCUUGAUUCCUAAAGACCAUGAUGCUUGUGAAAUCAAAGACUACAGACCUAUAGCUGUCUACACCAUUUUCUAUAAGAUUAUUUCCAAGAUUCUGACAGACAGACUAGGAACUGUCAUUCCAAGUGUGGUAAACCAUAAUCAAGCAGCCUUCAUACCAGGUCAGAACAUCCAUAAUCACAUCAUGCUUGCUACUGAAUUGCUUAAAGGCUACACCAGGAAAGAAGGAACAACUAGAAUCAUGAUGCAAUUAGAUCUGCAAAAAGCAUAUGAUAUGGUUAAUUGGAAGGCUUUAGAGUGCAUCAUGAAGGAGAUGGGAUUCCCUAACAAAUUCAUCCAAUGGAUUAUGCUAGGUAUCACCACUGUUUCAUACAGAUUUAAUAUCAUGGGGGAAUAUACUGAUAUACUACAGGCUAAAAGGGGAAUUCGGCAAGGUGAUCCUUUAUCACCUAUGCUCUUUGUUCUUAUAAUGGAAUAUAUGAACAGAAUGUUGGUGAAAAUGCAAAGAGACCCUAAUUUCAACUAUCAUGCCAAAUGUGAAAAGCUGAAAAUCACAAACCUCACUUUUGCAGACGAUGUACUGUUAUUCUGCAGAGGCGACUGCAUAUCAUUGCAGAUGAUUCUUCGAACUUUCAGGGACUUCUCCAAUUCCACGGGGCUGAUUAUGAACCCUAACAAAUGCAGGAUUUAUUUUGGAGGGCUGGACAAUGAGAAAAGAAGGAUGAUGAAAGAGUUGUCGGGUUUCCAAGAAGGAACACUUCCUUUCAAAUACCUAGGAAUACCUCUCUCUGGCAAGAAAUUAAACAUCAACCAUUUUAUGCCCUUGGUGGAUAGAAUUGUGGCUAGAAUUCACCAUUGGUCAUCUAAACUUCUAAGUUAUGCCAGAAGAAUUCAAUUGGUGAAAAGUAUAGUUGCUGCAAUGGUUCAGUACUGGUUGCAUUGUAUUCCCUUGCCCAAAUCUGUGAUUAGGAAAAUUGACUCCAUAUGUCGCAGUUUCAUCUGGACCGGUAAGGAUACGGUGAGCAGAAAGUGCCAUGUGGCAUGGAAACGCACUUGCUGCCCUGCAGCGCAGGGUGGGCUGAACCUGAUAAAUCUGCAGAUUUGGAAUAAUGUAUUGCUUUUGAAGUGUUUAUGGAAUCUGUGCAAUAAAACCGAUACUCUUUGGGUGAAAUGGAUCCAUAUUCACUACCUAAAGGGGAACCAUGUGAUGAAUUAUGCUACCAAAAAUCACAACUCUUGGAUCAUGCGCGGUAUUUUGAAACAAAGAGAUAUCAUGGAUUUAAUACGGAAUGAAUGGGAUCAACUUCUAACCACUCAUAAGUUUAAGGCGUCGGUGUUUUACAAAGUAAUGAUUGAUGAUGGCACAAGGGUUGUUUGGAGAAACUUGAUAAGAUCCAAUAAGAGCCGACCGCGAGCAGUGUUUUGUUUAUGGCAAGCAUGUCAUGGGAAACUUGCAACCAAGGAUAGGUUAAAGCGUUUUGGUAUGAUUAAAGACAACACAUGCAGGUUAUGCCACACCGAAGAGGAGACGGUGAAUCAUCUGUUUUUUUGCUGUCUAGGGACAAGACACAUAUGGAAGAAUGUGCUCCAAUGGUUUAACAUAUAUCAUGAACCUCAACCUUGGGAGGCAGAGUUGAUCUGGAUCAGUAACAUGACAAAAGGAAAAGGUUGGAAAGUGGAUGUUUUGAAAAUGUUAGUGGCUGAAACCAUCCACAACAUCUGGGGUUAUCGUAAUAGUAUUAUUUUUGGAAACAGUGUAGAUAAUACAACCAUGGAUACUAACAUUAUAGAUAAUGUGAUCUAUAGAGGGUGGCAAAACCUUAAAAUUAGGAAGCAUCUUGUUAGUUUUAUGAUGUAA